CUUAUUUUAAAAAAAAUUUUACAGUAUAUUUAUUUUAUUAUGUCUGCUAUUAGAAAAAGUUUAAUUUAUGCUGCAAUUAAUAGAGCAUUUGCACUAACAGAUUAUAAUAUUUACAAUAAAAGACACAAACAAGUGGAAUUUCAAAAACAAAUAAUUCUUGCUGAUGAAUCACUUACAAAAGAUGAAAAAUCUGAAGCAGUAAGAAAAUUAACUAAAGUUUAUGACAGUAGUAAAAUUGUUUUUAAUAAAGGAAUAAGAAGAGUUUGUGAAAAUUGUAACCAAAAAUGUUUAGCUACAUUAUAUUGUGAAUUUUGUGUUCGAAAUUAUUUAAAAGCAAAAUUUUCAAAUUGGACAUCUGGAAAUGAUGACAUUGAUAAUUUAAUACAAGAAUGUCAAAUGAAAACAAUUGAACCAGAUAGUAUAGUUGAAUGGAUUCCAUAUAGUAAUUUAAAAAAUAUUAAUUAUUUAACAAAAGGUGGAUGCUCUGAAAUCUAUACAGCAGAGUGGAUUAAUGGAAGUUAUAAUGAGUGGGAUUCUAAAGAACAACAAUUAAAAAGAUUUAGGAAACAAAACGUGGUACUUAAACGAUUAGAAAAUGUUGAAAGUGCAAAUAAACGUUGGUUUGAAGAGGCUAUUUCACAUUUAAAUAUAAGUAAUAAAUGGCCAGAUGCGAUUGUUCCAUGUUAUGGUUUGACACAAGAUCCAUUAAAUGGAGAUUAUAUGCUUGUAAUGAAUGAAUUGGAUAUAGAUUUAAGAAAAUAUUUACAACAAAGUCAUACUCAACUUACAUGGAAAGAAAGAAUUCAAAUUGCUGUUGAUAUAAUUGAUGCACUUUUACGAAUUCAUGAUGAAAAUGCAAUUCAUAGGGAUUUGCAUUCUGGAAAUAUAUUACUUAUUAUUGGUGAAGGGUGUAAUAUUAGUGAUCUUGGAUUUUGUGGACCUGCAGAUAGACCAUCAAAAAGUAUAUAUGGAAAUCUUCCUUAUAUUGCACCAGAAGUUAUUGCAGGAAAAGAAACUACUUUUAAAUCUGAUAUUUAUAGUAUUGCAAUGCUUAUGUGGGAGAUUUCAUCUGGUCAACCACCAUUUAUUAAUUAUGAACAUGAUUAUUAUCUUGCAAUGAAAAUAAUUGAAGGUAUAAGACCAAAAAUUGUACCAGGAAUUCCUAUAGAAUAUAAAAACCUAUUGAUACAAUGUUGGGAUGCUAAUCCACUAAACAGACCAGAUGUUAAAACCCUUCUGGAUAAAAUAAGAGAAAUUAAUUUAUAUUACCAAAAUACUAACUCAAAUGAAUCAACUAAAUUAGAAGAAAAUGAUACUAGAUCGGAAAUGAAUAACUUAGAAAAUUAUACUAGCAGUAGCAAAUUAUUUACGAGUAAAGUUCAUCAAUUUGAAAAUCUUCCUGAACCAAGAAAUGCAACUGAAGAAGAGCAACAGGCAUUUCACAGUAACAAAUCAUAUGACUUUCAUAUUCCUAAUCAUAUUGAUGAUAUUGGUAAAUUGAGUAAUCAAAGUAAUAAUUCUUCAAAAAUAACUAACAGUAACAAAUCAUUCAAAAGAAGAUUAGAAAAUGAUUUUCAAGAAAUAAUGCAACAAAUGAAGAGAAAUCGUAUUAAUAUUGAUGAUGAAGAAGAAAUAUAUAAUAAUCCAAAUUUUCAUUCUGAAGAACAAGAUGAAUUUGAACUUCCCGAGAAUAUGGAUGAAAACUAAUUGACAUUAGUAUUACAUUAUUACAUUUAUAAAUUAUUUAAACACUAAGACUAGAGUAGUAAGAUUAAAGAUGCUUAGUUUGUAAUUUAAAUAAUU
This is a messenger RNA of Rhizophagus irregularis DAOM 181602=DAOM 197198, 1803 nucleotides long. RefSeq lists its product as uncharacterized. The record is from RefSeq and is a predicted model, not a curated record. Lineage: Eukaryota; Fungi; Glomeromycota; Glomeromycetes; Glomerales; Glomeraceae.